Molecule: messenger RNA, 1038 nt
Organism: Aspergillus udagawae
Lineage: Eukaryota; Fungi; Ascomycota; Eurotiomycetes; Eurotiales; Aspergillaceae
Product: alpha/beta fold hydrolase
Exons: 2
Coding region: 1-1038 (345 amino acids)
Source: RefSeq, a predicted model, not a curated record
AUGUCUGAUCCUCUCAGCCUCAUCUCCAGCAGGUGCUUCCAUCGCCGCGUCGUUCUCGACACAACAUAUGGCCCCCUCACCAUCACAUUCGCCGACAUAGGCUGCACCACAGGCAUCCCGCUGCUCUUUCUACCGGGUAUGUUCGGCUCGCGCUAUCUCAGCAUCCCUAUGCAUGUAAUCGCAGAGCGCGCUGGCGUGCGCCUGCUCGUAGUCGACCGGCCUGGAAUGGGCGCGUCGACUGAUGUACCACUCUCCCAGCGCAUCGCCGUCUGGGUCGAUAUGCUGCCACGCUUGCUGGCCCAUCUGGGUAUUCCGCGCGUCAGCCUUGUCUCGCACAGUGCCGGGACCAUUUACCUGCUUAAUACCUGGGCGCAUUGCCGCGAGAUUAUGAGCCCGGUCAUUACUUUCUUAGCUCCGUGGGUUGAUACCGCCCACUCGCGCGUUACAGCGAUGCAGAUAGCCCAGUACGUGCCCACCAAGGCAUUCGCAAUGUGGCACCUCAUCCCACGCUUCUUCGUAACGCAGGCUACCCCCGCGCUGGCGUCAAGCGGCGCUGUAGUCCGACGAAUGUCGUCACGGAGUAGCAGCGAAGAAGCGAAGGACCGCUCAUUCCUCGAUGCCAAUUGGCGGCGUGUCGAACGUGACUAUGGCGUGCCGCAUGCUGAACAGGCGGAGCUCGCUCGCCUCGCCCUCCGAUUUAUGUAUGAAGAGAACACCGUCGGUGCCAAUAGUGAGGCCUUGCAGUGUCUUCGGAAGGGAGAUGGUAGCUCCUGGGGAGAGUGCUCGGAUUAUGCUCACUGUGUGCAGACGCUGGCGGCCCAUGAACGGUCCGCGGGUGGGCGGGUCAGUGUCCGGACCUACUUUGCUGCCAAGGAUGCCUUGGUGGGCCGCCGGGGGCAAAAGUACUUUGAGGAGUGCUGGCGGGCACCGGGGUUGGAGGCUAUCGACUAUGUUUCUACGACGGUCGAUGGAACGGACCACGAUACUCUGGUGCAGUCGGUGGAGGUAUGGGAGGAGAUAUUCUCUUCGAUACAGUAG